Molecule: messenger RNA, 348 nt
Organism: Durusdinium trenchii
Lineage: Eukaryota; Dinophyceae; Suessiales; Symbiodiniaceae
Source: the annotation of a GenBank genome assembly
AUGAAGCAACGCUUUGCGGAGAUCUUCCAAAGUAAAACCCGCGAUGAGUGGGCGAAGAUCUUCGCCAACACCGACGCCUGUUGUGUGCCCGUGCUGAAUCCCUUGGAAGCGGCGGCUCAUCCUCACAACCAGAUGCGGCGAAGUUUUGAACCAACCCCAGGUGCUUCUGGGCUUUAUGAACCGGCUCCUGCGCCAAAGUUGCAGCGGACGCCUGGACUCUCGCCGCGGCCGAGCCCUGUGCCCGGGGGCGACACGAGGACCGUUCUUUGCGAGUAUGGCUUCUCUGGCGAAGAGGUGGCCAAUCUGCUGAAGGAGGGUGUGCUGGGUGAGAGCAAGUCCAAGCUGUGA